Molecule: messenger RNA, 3982 nt
Organism: Gasterosteus aculeatus aculeatus (three-spined stickleback)
Lineage: Eukaryota; Metazoa; Chordata; Actinopteri; Perciformes; Gasterosteidae
Gene: ulk1a
Product: unc-51 like autophagy activating kinase 1a
Biological process (GO): reticulophagy; protein autophosphorylation; response to starvation
Cellular component (GO): phagophore assembly site; autophagosome; cytosol
Molecular function (GO): protein serine/threonine kinase activity; ATP binding
Source: RefSeq, a predicted model, not a curated record
GGGUGUUCCUGAACGCGCCACCAUCAAACUGCUGGCACUCCGGUCUGCGCAUGCUCGUCUUGAGAUAUGAAUAACUCCAGCGAAUGUUUAGAAAGACAGCGUUUUUCCAUAGACGAAAUGGGAUUUACCGGCACGGCGGAAGUGUCGCGGGACCGAACGUCUCGCUCCACCUGUUGAACCCGCUCGCACAUUUGGACGCGCUCAUUUCUUAUUUUUUCAUGGAGACUGUUGGGAAGUUUGAGUUCAACAGGAAAGACCUGAUUGGACACGGGGCCUUCGCAGUUGUGUUCAAAGGCAGACAUAAAGAGAAACGUGACUGGGUAGUUGCUGUGAAAUGCAUCAACAAGAAAAAUUUGGCCAAAUCGCAGUCGCUGCUUGGUAAAGAAAUAAAAAUCCUGAAGGAACUCAAACAUGAAAACAUUGUCAGACUUCUUGACUACCAGGAAAUGGGAGGGUGUGUGUAUCUCGUAAUGGAGUACUGCAAUGGAGGCGACCUGGCAGAGUACCUUCACUCUAAGGGUACGUUGAGGGAGGACACCAUCCGCGUAUUCCUGCAGCAAAUCGGCCAGGCCAUGAAGGUCUUGCAGAGCAAAGACAUCCUCCACAGAGACCUCAAACCUCAGAACAUCUUGCUCUGCCACCCAGAGGGCCGCAGGUCCAGCCCCAUCAAUACCUCCAUUAAGAUAGCUGACUUUGGCUUUGCUCGUCAUCUCCAGACCAACACUAUGGCAGCCACGCUGUGUGGCUCACCCAUGUACAUGGCACCGGAGGUCAUCAUGUCCCAGAACUAUGAUGCAAAGGCCGAUCUGUGGAGCAUAGGUACCAUCGUGUACCAGUGCCUGACUGGAAAGGCUCCGUUUCACGCCAGCACACCGCAGGAGCUCCGUCUGUUUUAUGAAAGCAACAGGACCCUCUUACCCAACAUCCCAAAGGAGACUUCUCCUAACCUAAGACACUUAGUGUUGGGUCUGCUGCAAAGAAACCACAAAGAAAGGUUUGGCUUUGAUGAGUUUUUCCACCAUCCUUUUUUGGAAGCAAGCUCAUCCUCAAAGAAAUGUUCCCCUCCUGCCGUGAUCUCUUUACCCGGGUCAAGCUCAGUCAGUUCCUCCAGCGGCUCCUCCACAUCCUACCUGACCUCCCCUCAACAUUCCGACGGAGAAAUGCACCAACUUCAGCCCAAAGCACAGUAUUCGCCUACCCAGAACCCACACGGCUUCCUGCUAAAAGAAAAAGCCAAUCAAGACAGUAAGAGCACCUCGUCAUACUCAGAGGACUAUGUCAUGGUGCAAACUCAGUUUCCAAGUGGGUGCACAUGUGAGUUGGAAGUUGGGUCCCCGAUUGACAGUUGCCUGAUAUACAGUGGAAGCUCACCACUGGCUGAGAGAUGUCUCAGGAAUGCAGGAAAGACGCCUCCACCCUCACCCCUGCUGCACCCUCGCUCCAAGCCCAUUAGCAAGCCUGUUGCAAUUGUUGGCCGUAAGUGCAUCUCCUCGGCGCCUAUUCCUGUCCCGACUCAGAUCCAAAACUACCAGCGUAUGGCACAGAACCUGCAAUCCGUCGGCCUGCAUGGCUCCACCAGGGUCACACUCUGCUGUGCUGGCAGCAGUUCCCCACAACAGGGAGGCUCUCCAGGAUUCAUCCUCGACUCCCUACGGCUGGCAAGUGUAGGAGCCCGACCACAACAGUCCUCCCCGCUAGCCGGAAUGACUCCAAACACCACGGAGCAGACUUCCCCGCACGGCACAAGAACCGGACUGCUCGCUGGCUUUCCAGACAGGAAGGACACCCCCAGUCCCAAGGUUCAAUCGAGAAUGCCAAACCGAAUCAGGACAGUUCUUGACCUGCAAUCCCUUGAACCUUCUCCUGCUUCCCAGACCAACCGCAGCUCGAAGUCCCUCAAUAAGAACGGCCCUUUCAGAAGAUCUGAACAAUCACUGAGCACAGGCAGGCUGUCCGACAUGCUACUGAAGGCAACCUUUGGAGCUCACCUUGUUGGAGAGGAUAGCGACGAGAGCCUCAACUCUGAGAAAAGCAUGGAUAUAACAGCCCCACCUACUGGUCGUCAAAGAGGCUUUCUGUACUCAGACAGCCCUCCUCCAGCAAUCUUCACCCUGGGUCUUCAAUCCAGAGAAAACACUCCCCCUGAUACCACAGGGCCCAGAAUGUCAGGCUCCCCCAGCUACAUUAACUCAGCCUGGCUACUGAACAGUCGGCUUCUCCAGGGAGGAAGCCGUAGAAACAGUGAGAGUGAAGCCAUGGACUCUACUCAACACAGCAGUCUGGUCUUCCACCCUCCAGAUCUCCCAGAAGAAACCCUGAUGGAGCAGGCUCACACAGAUGAGCUUAAUGAGCUGCGAUUCACGUUGGCUUUUGUCCUCUGUGUCACGGAAUUGGCUUCGUCAAAGUGCUCGAUGCCGGAGGCUGUCAGCAGUCCCGAUGUUUCCUUUCUAGAGCAGAGUUUGGUGACGGAUCAGAUCAGCCUCCUGAGUAGAGAAUGGAGCUAUGCAGAGCAGUUAGUGUUGUACAUGAAGGCCGAAGAGUUUUUGUCAUCAGCACUGCACACUGCUAAAGAGACUAUCAAGCAAGGCCGACUGCUUCCCUCUGCAACAGUCAAGCAAGUGAUAAGGAAGCUGAAUGAAUUGUACAAGAGCUGUGUAACAUACUGUCGCACUCUCAACCAUCGCCUGCAGACAUUCUUGCUUGACAAACAAAAGCUUAUGGACCGCUUCAAUGGCCUCACAGCCGAGAAGCUCAUCUACAGCCACACUGUAGAAAUGGUUCAGUGUGCUGCCCUAGAUGAGAUGUUUCACUAUGGCACAGCAUCAGUCCAGCGUUACCACAAAGCCCUUUUGCUGAUGGAGGGUCUGUCCCGAAUCAUCACUGAGGAGAAGGACAUUGACAGCAUAGAGAAAUGUAAGCAGUGUAUCGAGCGGCGCCUUUCUGCUCUGCAGUCUUAGCAGUAGCCAUGCGCUCUACAACUGCGGCCACACGACUGCUUUUAUAUUGUCUCAUUCAUUUGCCCUAAAUGAAGAUGGAUCCUCCUAUACUGUCAAUACACAUACACGUGCACUUUGAUCUGUCUUAAGGGAAAUGACCACUGGAGCAUCUGCUCUUAUCCCACCAGCCAGUCUGCGAUCUUUAGAUAAUUGCACAAAAAGACUGAAAGUCCUGUUUUGGACAAGUUCUAGAGGACAGCUUGUGUCAUGAUUGUUUUUUGAUCAAGUAAAUUGUUCAGAGUGUUUGUUCUGUUCUGUUGCAGAAGAAAUAUGUUAGUGUGUUAUUUAGUUUUUUGCACAUAGAAUUAUCAUAUUAGAUAAUACUGAUGUUAAAUGUAUUGUACUUGAAACCAAUGUUGUUUUUCUGUUUUCUGUAUUUGAAGGGUUGGUGUUAAGUGUAACGCAGAAGUUCACUGGCCAUCAGGAGUCUGAUUAUUUUGGAUGAGAUGACCAAAAAGUGUACCAGUAAUAUUAAAACUGUGCCUGUUUUUUAUUACAUUUUGCAUCCCACCAGAGUAGUGGAUUUAAAGGUAAUGAAAGUAUGUCUUGACCUCAUACAGAACAAUUGUCUUCCAGUCAUGUGGACUUACAUCAUAGACUGCAAUUACUAUAUUUUGAUAUUUUUGUUUAACUGAUCCAACAAUGUCGGUGGUAAUGUACUCAAUUAUGUAUUUUAAGCAACGAUAACUGCAUACAACGUUGCUUUAUCUGCUGUUUCGUUGUGUGUUUUAGUUAUUAUCCCCAGCUGCUUGGAUUAAUAAAAAAAUAAUGUUAAUUUUUUUAUUAAUUUGUGUAUAAUUUUGUGACAGACUAGAUUAUAAAACUACUUCUUCAAUAUUUUCUGAAAAGGUUGAUGUUGAAAUGAGUUUGUUAGAAUUUAUCAAAUGGUCUUUUUUUACUUGUUUUUAUGAGUGCCAGUCAACUUUGCAAAAAAUGAAUUGUUACGCACAGUGUGAAAAAAAUAAAUAUUUAUUGUUGAAACUUUG